Loxodonta africana (African savanna elephant) is the source of this 12241-nucleotide messenger RNA. It is a transcript of the gene PPARGC1B, whose product is annotated as PPARG coactivator 1 beta. Gene Ontology annotation, biological process: positive regulation of transcription by RNA polymerase II. Gene Ontology annotation, cellular component: nucleus. The transcript has 15 exons. Bases 32 to 3103 code for a protein of 1023 amino acids. NCBI's taxonomy places the organism in Eukaryota, Metazoa, Chordata, Mammalia, Proboscidea, Elephantidae. The record is from RefSeq and is a predicted model, not a curated record. Gene Ontology annotation, molecular function: RNA binding; transcription factor binding.
CUCCGCCGCACGCUGCAGCCGCGGCUGGAAGAUGGCGGGGAACGACUGCGGCGCGCUGCUGGACGAAGAGCUCUCCUCCUUCUUCCUCAACUAUCUCGCAGACACACAGGGUGGAGGGUCUGGGGAAGAGCAACUCUGCGCCGACUUUCCAGAGCUCGACCUCUCCCAGCUGGAUGCCAGUGACUUCGACUCGGCCACCUGCUUCGGGGAGCUGCAAUGGUGCCCAGAGAACUCCGAGACAGAACCCAGCCAGUACAGCCCCGAUGACUCUGAGCUCUUCCAGUCCUCACUUCAGAUCAUUGACAGUGAGAAUGAGGCCUUCCUGGCAGCACUCACCAAGACCCUGGACGACAUCCCUGAAGAUGACGUGAGCCUGGCCGCCUUCCCGGCCCUGGACGAUGACGACACACCCUCCUGUGCCUCAGCCUCGCCUGCCCCCUCGUCAGCGCCCCCCAGCCCCUCCCUGGAGACGCCCCCAGCCCCAGCCCCUGAGGGGGAUGAGCUGUCCCUGCUGCAGAAGCUGCUCCUUGCCACAAGCUCUGAUAUCCAGAAGGAAGGGAACACAUGGCGGCAGGCAGGCCCCAGGUCCAAAAGCCAGCGGCCUUGUGUCAAGAUGGACAGCACCCAAGACAAGAAGACCCCCCUAACUCAGUCUCAGAGUCGGAGCUGUACAGAACUGCAUAAGCACCUCACCUCAAUGGUCUCCUGCCCCCAGGCUAAAGCCCACUCCCCGGAGAGGGGUCUGCAGCCACUACCCCCCCUGAGUCCCCGGCUCCCUGCCAGGGAGGAUGAGGAGCCGGGUGAGGACUGCCCGAGCCACCAGUCAGCCCCAGCCUGUCCCCGGGACUCCCCAGCACCAGGCAGGGCAGGCCCCAGUGCCCAGCUUUCCCAGGAGAACAUGCAGGCGAUGGUGCAGCUGAUUCGCUACAUGCACACCUACUGCCUCCCCCAGAGGAAGCUGCCCCUACAGGCCCCAGAGCCCGCCCCCCAGCCCUGCAGCAGCCCCUCCAAGCAGGUCAGAGCCCGGCCCCAGUCCCGACACCCCUCCAAAGCAUCCUGGGCUGAGUUCUCCAUCCUGAGGGAACUUUUGGCACAAGAUAUCCUCUGUGAUGUCAGCAAACCCUACCGCCUGGCCACGCCUGUCUACGCCUCGCUUACACCCCGGCCGAGGCACAGGCCCCCCAAGGACAGCCAGGCCUCCCCUGGCCACCCAUCCCCGGUAGAGGAGGUAAGGAUCGCAGCUUCACCCAAGAGCACAGGGCCCAGACCGAGCCUGCGUCCGCUGCGGCUGGAAGUGAAAGGAGGUGUCCACCGGUCUACCAGGCUGCAGCAGGAAGAGGAGGAAGAUGAGGAGGAAGAAGAGGAAGAGGAUGAGGAAGAAAAGGAAGAGGAGGAGGAGGAGUGGGGCAGGAAAAGGCCAGGCCGAAGCCUGCCAUGGACCAAGCUGGGCAGGAAACUAGAGAGUUCUGUGUGCCCCGUGAGGCGUUCAAGGAGGCUGAACCCCAACCUGGGCCCCUGGAUGACAUUUACUGAUGAAUCCCUGGUCCCUGCAGAGCCGCAAGGUGCUCUGCCCUCACUGUGCCUGGCUCCCAAGGCCUACGACAUGGAGGGGGAGCUGGGCAGCCCCACGGAUGAGGACAGUGGCCAAGACCAGCAGCUCCUACGGGGACCCCAGAUCCCAGCUCUGGAGAGCCCCUGCGAGAGUGGGUGUGGGGAUACGGAUGAGGACCCCGGCUGCCCGCGGCUCCCUUCUAGAGACUCUCCCAGGUGCCUCAUGCUGGCCUUGUCACAAAGCCCCACCAGCGACCCUCCUUUUGGCAAGAAGAACUUCGAACAGACCUUGACAGUGGAGCUCUGUGGCACAGCAGGACUCACCCCACCAACCACGCCCCCCUACAAGCCCACAGAGGAGGACCCCUUCAAGCCCGACGUCAAGCACAGCCCAGGAAAAGACAUAGCUCCCAGUCUCCCCUCCUCUGAAGGCCUCCAGCUUGGGGCCACCACAGGGGCUGCCCACAAGCUGCCAAGGAAGCACCCAGAGCGUAGCGAGCUCCUGUCCCACCUACGGCACACUGCAGCCCCGCCGGCCUCCCAGGCUGGCCAGAAGCGCCCUUUCGCCUGUUCCUUUGGGGACCACGACUACUGCCAGGUGCUCAAGCCAGAGGGCGCCCUGCAGAGGAAGGUGCUGAGGUCCUGGGAGCCAUCUGAGGUGCACCUUGAGGACUGGCCCCAGCAAGGUGCCCCACAGGCUGAGGCACUGGCCUGUGUCAGGGAGGACAACAAAAGCUGUGAUGCCAACGCCCCCACCAAGGACAGUGUGCUGCUAAGAGACCACGAGAUCCGUGCCAGCCUCACCAAGCACUUUGGGCUCCUGGAGAGUGCCCUGGAGGACGAAGAUGUGGCCUCGUGCAAGAGCCCCGAGUACGACACCGUCUUUGAGGACAGUAGCAGCAGCAGCGGUGAGAGCAGCCUCCUCCUGGAGGAGGAGGAUGAUGAGGAGGACUCAGGGGUCAGCCCCCCUCGCUCUGACCACUGCCCCUACCAGAGCCCACCAAGCAAGGCCAGUCGGCAGCUCUGUUCUCGCAGCCGCUCCAGCUCCGGCUCCUCCUCCUGCCGCUCCCGGUCACCAGCCACCCGGAGGACCUUCAGAUGUGAGAGCAGAGGGCCGUGUUCAGACGGAACGCCAAGCGUCCGGCACGCCAGGAAACGGCGGGAAAAGGCCAUUGGUGAAGGCCGGGUCGUGUAUGUUCGAAAUCUCCCCAGCGACAUGAGCUCCCGCGAGCUGAAGAGGCGCUUUGAGGUGUUUGGUGAAAUUGUAGAGUGCCAGGUGCUGAUGAGAAGCAAGAGAGGUGAGAAGUAUGGCUUCAUCACCUACCGGUGUUCUGAACAUGCCGCCCUCUCUGUGAGGAACGGCGCUGCCCUGAGGAAGCGCAAUGAGCCCUCCUUCCAGCUGAGCUACGGAGGGCUGCAGCACUUUUGCUGGCCCAGAUACACCGACUACGAUUCCAAUUCAGAAGAGGCCCUUCCCACGUCAGUGAAAAACAAGUACGAAGCCAUGGAUUUUGACAGCUUACUGAAGGAGGCCCAGCAGAGCCUGCAUUGAUAACAGCCUUAACCUUCGAGGAAUACCUCAAUACCUCAGACAAGGCCCUUCCAAUAUGUUUACGUUUUCAAAGAAAUUAAGUAUAUGAGAGAGCAAGCACGAGAGAGAACACACGUGAGAGAGAGACUUGAAACUGCUGUCCCUUUAAAAAAAAAAAAAAUCAAUGUUUACAUUGAACAAAGCUGCUUCUGUCCGUGAGUUUCCAUGGUGUUGACGUUCCACUGCCACAUUAGUGUCCUCGCUUCCAAUGGGUUGUCCUGGGUGCCCUUCUCAGUUUCCCCUUCCUUCCCAACUGACUUCCCCUCGUAGACUUGCAGCUGUGUUCACCAUAACAUUUCUUGUCUGUAGUGUGAUGAUGAAAUUGUUACUUGUGAAUAGAAUCAGGAUUAUAAACUCAUUUUUAAUUGAAGAAAAAAGUAUAUCCUUAAAAUAAUGUAUUUAUGGCUCAGAAGUCUGUGCCUGGGAUUAUUGUAUUGCUUCCUUGAUUUCUUAACUAUGCACUGUCAUGAGGUGUUUGCCACUGAGCUGCUCUGCUCCCCUUGCCAGACUGCCCUAGAAAUGUAGGCUGGUCCCCAGGGCAAACGCAGCCUGCAGCCACACUUAGGAGCAGUGGAGAGAGCUUUCCUGGCCUUUUCCACUAAACCCAUGCCAAGCCCUGCCCUGUCUCUUACUAAGCAAGUUCAGGUCAAAUUACAAUCAGAGUCACCAUCUUGUGCCCAGCUCACAUUUACAGAGUUUGUUCUUGUUCAUUGGCGCUACGGACCCUCAUGUAGCUUGUAAGGAAGGCAGGGUGAGCUGUGUUAUUCCAGCUUUCUAGGUGAGGAAGGCAGUGCGCCGAGGGGUGAAAUGACUUGGCCGAGGUCUACCAGUGAGAGGGUAGAGCACUGGCUCAGGCCAAGUCUCCUGACUCCUGGUGCUAUGCUCCUGUAGUAUUAGGGUAAAGAUGCAGUUUCAGGGACAGAUAGAGGCGAGUUCAGUUAAAUUGGGCAACAAACCAGAAGCCUAAGGGUUCAUUUUGGGGAUUUAAGUCAACCAGUGACUCCCCAGCCUUAGAGUUCAAACUCUGGUGCGUAUCUUGGGCUUACCAUCAGCUUUGAUCCGGAGUGGUUCUGUGGCUUGCCCAAGCCUGUGGACGCUCAAUCAAAGCUUCCCUGACAUACCUGGCAGUGAUACAAUCUGGGAGCAGCCAUCCUUUUUUGGUCAGCCAACCAACCUAUCCAUUAUCUUUACCUUUCUUCAUUUGUAAAACUGUUCAGGGGAAGGAGGACAGAUAGGGGAAGCCAGAAUAUGAGGGUUGGGGAUGGAAAGACAAUCACCAAGUUUCCUUCCACCUUAGAAAGCAUUCUAAUUGGGCUUUACUUUAAACUUUGUGAGUAAUGUCAAAACCAUGUCCAAGUAGGAUGUUCUGCAGGUGCCUUGGGGGCCAUUCAUGAAGGAGAACAUGGCUGUUGCUUCUGCUUCAGACACAGCAGCUCCUACAUCUCUCACACAUCAGGGUUCCUUGGGAAGGUUUUGUAUUAAAAAGGGAAAAAAAGGUCCCGCUGCUUGAAAAAAGCUUGAAAAUGACUCAUUAAACUGAACGAGCUUAUUUAAUCUGUUGCUAAUACCAUGCCUAUCAUUUAGGAAUUUUUGUUGAUAUAUAUAUAUUUUUAAGAUUCUCAAAUACCUCAGUGGGUGAGCUAGGCUGCUGAUCUUGUCUGGGAUGGUAAACAUACCCCAAGUCCACAUAGAAAGCUUUGGAAGGAACAGGGAAUUUGAAUCUUGUGUGUCAAAUCACUUGACCUCUCUGGGCUUCAGUUUCCCUUUCUGUGGAAUGAAUUGAGGGGGAAUUAGGCAGGUUGAUUUCUAAGGUCCCUGCCUGUCAGCUCUAAGAGUCUUAGUUUCUUCUGCUAAUUCGGUGUUUAGUUCAAGAUAGCAAAUGCAUGGCACAUGUGCCACUAUUUCCACAUCUUGGUCAAUGGCAGGCAUAACUAAAGGAUCACAGCACUCAUGUUUUUUGAGUCUGGACAUGUUAGAAUCCUCAACACUGUGCUCUGAGCAGUCAUUACUAAUUAAUCAGAGUUUAACCUAUUUGACAUCCUGGUCUAAUUUUUGAAAGGUGUCCAUCACACAGAACCAUAUUCUGGCUGGGUUUUAGCAGUCCACAAGUCUGACUCAUCCUUGCCUGCCAUAUCGUCAUCUAUGAGAGAGAGUUCCCCUAAGGCCAUUCCUGGCACAGGAAUCCCAAUACCACUGUCACACACCUUCACGGUGGUGGGCGAAGUGGGAGAGAAGCAGCAGACAUGGACAUGUUUAGGGAAGGCAGUGCACCGGACGGUGAAAUGACUUGGCUGAGGUCCACAGCCAGAGAGAGCAUAGAGCACUGACUUAGGCCAAGUCUCCUGACUCCUGGUGCUAUGCUCCUGUGGUGUUAGGGUAAAGAUGCAGAGCUUAUGAGAAUAUACUGAAAAGGGACUUUCAACAAUACAGAUGUGAACAUUCUCUUAGUACCUGUUCACUGCCCAGCACACAGAAGGCACACAAUAAAUGAUUAUGGAACGGGGUAGAAAAGAAUUUAAGUCCUUGUUCUGCCUCGAGGUCCUAAUUUGCAGCAAGGAGUAAAACUGAGAUUUAACCCCAUGAAAACCAGUAGGAAAAGGCACUAGAUUCAGAGUCUAGAGAGCUGGAUUGAGACCUGACUCCACCAAGAACUUACUUUGUGGCCUUUGAUAAGUUCCUUACCCUCUCCGGAGCCUCAGCAUGCUAGAAGGAGUUGGACUAGAUGAUCACUAAGCCCUUCCUAUUUGCUGCUUCUUUGAUUGCACUAGGCCGAGGGUUCUACAUGAACUGGUGGUACUUCAGAGAAAAGAAAUGCAGGUCUUUGCUAGAGGCCAAGAUUCCCCUUGCCCUUCUGAGUCAGCUGAAGCUUCCCUUUAACUUCAGAUUAACACAGGGCACUCUAAGUUACUUAGACAUUGGCCCUUGAGCAGAGCAGAAGACCUGAGUAUGGCAUUGGGACAUGAUGAGAUCAGGGCUAGGGCCGCUGAUGUAGUUUCUGUUCGCCAUCCCACUCAUAAAAGGCUACAAGUUCUCAAAUUGACCAACCCUGCAGACAGUCUCAAUUUGGAAGACUCAUUCGGUGCUGUGUAUUAUUUACCAAGGAGACGCCGAGGUCUCCCCAGGAAAACCAUUUAACCUUGGUCUCUUUCCCACCAAAUUAAGGAGCAACCCAGAGGGAGCAGCUGCCUUUGGCAACCAUCUCCUAGUAGCUCUGUCCUAGUAUUUGCUCUCAAUGAUGUUUACAUGUGAUUGCCAUAAAAGCUUACUGUAGACUGUGUCGAUAGUUGCCCAUGCUAGGCAGGUCAUACUGUCCAUCUCUGUGCCGUGCUGGUGUUUUCCAAAAAUGUCUAAUCCAAUCACCAAGUGGAAUUCUUCCAUCUCCUUCCUCAGUCAAUUCAAGGCUGAAUCAGAAUCCUCACUCUUGGGGGCUCUGGUUACUGAAGGAAAAUGCAUCAAAGAGGUAAAGAAUAUGAGUGGAUGGAGUGUAGCUAAGGCUCCUAUGCCCCUUACCCCAUCACACCCUGCCCCCCAGCCAGAAAACCUGCCUCUUGCAAGUCUGAAUCACCUUGAGAUCUCGAAGCAUUGUGUGUCACAGGGGCUCGGGAGACAGGCAGGGCUUCAGGAUGGGGAAUGCUCUGAAUUACAGACUCAGGACUCAAGUCCUGACAUGGGAAGGGCUGCAAUAAGAAGUUUUGCGUUGCCUAAAGCCUGUGCUUUUUGAUUUUUGAGAGCGAUUUCUCCUGGGCGUAUGCAGUGUGCCUGCAGAGAAAGCUAUGCAGGUUGAUGGGUGGAGGGUGCAGGGAAGGGCAUCUGCAGCCAGGUCCAUGGCCUGGUCCUGGCCUCGGGGUCAGCUGAAAUCCCGACUGACCCUACAGCCUGAGAGGCAGGUCAUCCCAACUAUGAAGCAGAAUCAGCGCUAGAGAAUUUGUUGAUCUGAUUCACCGAGGUCAAAAUUGCAGUAUUUUUCUUCACAUCUGAGAUUUGGCAGCUGCCCUCACUUUGAGGGAACCCCAUUUCCCAGCAGCAGAUUUGACCAAAGAAGGGAAUCAGGUGAAUGUACAGUAACAAAUAAAGUGAACCUAGGUAGUGCAAAUGGCUAAUGCACUCAGCUGCUAACCUAAAGGUUGGAGAGUCAAGUUCGCCCAGAUCUGACAAUCUACGUCCGAAAAAUCAGCCACUGAAAACCCUGUGGAGUGCAGUUUUACUCUGACACACAUGGGGGUCGCCAUGAGUUGGGGUCGACUCAAAGUCAGCUGGUUUUUAAUGGUUUCCUUGGUCAAAGAAAAGGAACCCCUUGACCCCUUCCCACCUGGGCAAAGGGAACAGAUUAGUACUUAAGUGCAAUAUGUUAACACUGGUUCCCAAGUCCCCACAGCGUUUGUGCACACAGAUGGGCUCCAGGGCAAUUUGCUGAGUCUGGAGGUACAGGGUAAGUGUAGGCAGAACAUGGGAGCUGGGAGAUCCGUGUGCACAGAAAUGCCCUCAACCCAACAGACAAUGAAUGGGUGGGGGAGCCCCAGGGAGCUGCUGCAGGAAGUAGACAGGCAGAUUUUGCAUUGAACCAUUAGAAGCACUUUGAGAAAUAACACACCACCUCCGCCUGGCUCCGUGUCUCUACACUGGCAAAUGUGGGUCUCCUUUGGCUGUGUGUAGUCCACUUCCGGGGAUUGAGAGAGGGUGUCGGGCAGGGGGUUAGUGUGUGUGUAUUGGGGGAGGGAGGAGCAGAGAUGCCGUCCAAGAUGACAGCAGCAGGAGAGGUGAUCCAUGAGCCAGCAACCUGCUGGUCUCUUUGUUGAGGGCCUAAGAAACAGGGUUUAGAUCUUGGUGCAAGCACUUUUGUUAAAAAAAAAAAAAAGAAAAAAACCCUGCCAACUGGAUUGGGUUUGUAGGGCAAAUCAUUUAACUAUAAGCCAUCUCAGAGUGAGAAACCCCAAUGCAAAGGGACCUGUUUCUGUAUUUACUGUGUGACCUUUGUCGACCUCAGUUUCCUUAUCUAGCAGAUUAGGGUGUCGAUUGGGAUGAAUGCUAAAGUCCCUUCCACCUCCGAUAAGCUCAGAUUCCCAUCCUGGAGCACAGGGAAACCAUGGCUAGCCCGUUAAACCAAUUUCAUACUCCGGCUGUGCCCAGCUUACGUUCAGGGUGAGAGUUCUCUGCGAGGUAACCAACAGCAGCAGCUCGGAACGCACACAGUUCUGGCUGAGUUACCUUAUAUGAGGAGGCCGUCUCCCCGGGCCAGAUCUAAGCCAUAGUUCCUAGUGGGGAUGGUGAGAUGUUAAACCGCAGCUUGGCUAGGUGGCUGUGUGGAAUCUCCCAUUAGCCUUGUCAUCAUCCCUACUGAACAUCUUUUAAUCUGAAUGUUGUGACCACUUGGUUGUAUCUCUCUUGCUCUCAGACCAGACUAGCAAUACACUUGUUUUUUUGAAACAGCCUAACUUAGGAAUUUUUCACACGUUUCUUUUCAAAUGAUUGUGAAGCAUAUGGGGCAACAGGAGGCAUCGAUCAUACUGCAUAUGUUUAGGGCAGCUUGUGUUUUUUGUUUCUUUAGUGGUAUAGCCGCAGUGACUGAGGUUUGGGAUUUGGAGAAACUUCAGAUUUUCCAUUUCAUCUGAAUGCCUUUCACACCCAGAAGCAGCAUAGAAUCCAACUGCCCAAGUUUGGGGCUUGGAAAAUAUGGUAUUUAUAGCUGGUCUGGCCCUGGUCUGUGCAACAGUCCUCAAAGAAGUGUUUGUAUAGCUAGCACCCCCUCCGUGCUGUACUUGUUGCCAAAGGAUCCUCCAAGGAAGCCUAAAAGAGCCUUCUGUUUUUGCUUUUCCUGCCUUGCUUAUUGGUUACUUGUGAAGGGGAUUGGUCAGUUCCCACCUCAGUACUUUGCCUUAUCAACAUCUAGUCGCCAUCUAGUGGCCAAAGAUUGUAUCUACCAGCUACCCAGAUGGAAGGCAAAUAAAUCUGCCAUCUUGCUGUCCAACACUAUCUUUGGGAAUGAAGUCUAAUGGCAUAAGCAGAGCUGUCUGUGUGUUGACAGCCCAGUGUAACACUAGGGUCAGAAGACUCCAGAAGCAACCACGCAGACUGAGAAAUGCACUAGCUAUCCUGUGGGCAGAGGAGACAAGAGUGGACCUUCGUGUCCAGGUGCCCAGGAGGGGUUUACUGUAACUGCAAUACUGGCAGCCCAGCUGCUGCUCUUGUUAAGUGAACCUCUGCUAGGUGGCCCACACUAUACCCUCGGGACAAGCCAAGAGGUGAGAAUUCUGUGGGGGGCCUAGCUAUGGCCUUUGAUGUGGUCCACCGAAUAGCCAAACAGGUUUUUUUGUUUGUUUUUGUCUCUUGUAUUUAAAAAAUCUUGUCAAAUACGUUUUUGUGUUAGGAAUAAAAAGUCAUAAACUCUUCCCAACUUUGUUUCUUGAGGGAUGUUGUGAUUCUGAUGGAAACAAGUUGGAAAUCUCAAGGGGAGCGUGGUCAGGGUUGUAAGUGGAGCAGGGAAGAGGACCACUUGAAUUUCCAGACAAUUUCUGGGGAAGAUGACCAUCCAGAAGUCCAACUCAGUACAGUCUGCUUUGGAAAUUCGCACUCCCGCCCUCCACCUCCUUGUGCCACAACGUUAGCAUUGGCUUUGAGCAUCUGCUUCUCCCAGGGGCAGCUGCUAAUGUUGAAACCAACACGAGAUUCCUCUCCCCAACCCCAGAUUUCUAGAGAGAUGGUGUCUGUAGCUAGCCUUAAUAGACUGGGCAAGGUGGUCCCUAUGGUCCCUUCAGCAUUUCCAAAACUUGGACUCAAAUCUUUUUCUCUUAGUGUGACCAUGCAGCCUAGAGAAUUCUGAGCAAUAGGGAGCCAGGGCUUUCCCUGGCUCUGUGACAGGGUCAAACCAGGGAAUGGCUAAACUCGUGAGGUUUUGGCAUCCCCAGGGGUACUGCCGUAGGGGGCAUUAUUUAUUAGGAAGCUCAACAAGGUAGCUACAGCCUGGGAUGCGUGAAUGUAAGGCUGUGUUUGUAUGGGUGUGUGUAUGUGCACGUGUGUCUGUGUUGUGUGUGUAUGUGUGGAAUUACAUUGAUGCAUUUCUUGAGAAAGGUGCAAGAAUUUCACCUACACAGAGGGACACAUCUGCUUUGUUAUUUAUAAUAGAAAGCUAAAUUUUAAUUUUUUAAAGGACACUGCUAAUGAUUGAGAAUCGAGUUUUUAGUUUUGCUAUUUUUUUUAAUUGGUAGAGGAUUUUUAUAUAUUUUUUCCAUUUUGUUGGGUUGUGUCCUUAUUUAUAUAAAUACUUUAUCUGUAAGAGGCAAGGAAGAACCCUUCUUUGCUUUUAAUUAUUGUGGUUGUCAUUGUCCCUAUUUUAUUUCUGGUGUGAUUUAUCUGUCUACCUUCUAAAUGAGAAAAUGUUUUCCUGUAUUUGUACAUUGUCAGAUUCUAUAGUUUCAUAGAUAAUUUAACCAAAUUGCUCUAUGUAUUAUUAUUCCGUGAGUAUAAAGUUCUAUUUUAACGUCUGUAAAUACUUCAGAACUGGCUUCUUUUCUCAAACUCCCACUGGGGAGUUAUUGUUUACAUCACAAAAACUGUAGAAUCUCUAUGCUCAUGUACUGUAAAUAGUGAAGUGAUCUGCUUAUAAAUAAACUUAACAAAUACACUAUGGAGAUUAAAAAGGAAAUACCACCCACAGCCCUGCCCAGGUGUGUCUUUAUUGGUCUGGUGUGUGCCUGUUGGGGUAGCUCUGUCCACUAAAUAGGGAAGAGAGUCCAGUUUCAAUGUCACUUCCUCAGAAAAGCCCCCGGUCAAGGUUUGCCCCCACCCCACCGAUACUCUCUGUUCACUUUUAAAACACUUUGUUCAGUUCACAGCACUUUUGGGGGUUUAUAAUGCCCAUCCGGAGUCCAUGAGUGGAGCAAACAGUUAAUGCGCACGGCUGUUAAACAAAAGCUUGACAGUGUGAGUCCACCUAGAGGUACCUCAGAAGAAAGGCCUGGUGAUCUCCUGAAAAUCAGCCAUUAAAACCCCUGUGAAGCACAGAUUACUCUGACACACAUGAGGUUGCCAUGAAUUGGAGUCAACUCGAUGACAACGGAAAAAAAAAAAAAAGGCAUGCAGACUUACCUCACAUAACGGUUGUUCCAUUAAUGACUUUCUGCUAUGACUUUUGUAAAGUUAAGUAACCCUGGUGAUGCAGUGGCUAAAGCAAUUCCUCUCCAGGGGAGAAAGAUGUGACGGUCUGCUUCCUAACAGAUUUACAGCCUUGGAAACCCUGUGGGGUCACUAUGAGUUGGAAUCAACUUGACAGCAGUGGGUUUGGGUUUUGGGUUUGUGAAGUUAUACCACUUUUUGAACCAGGACUCCCUCUUUUGGUAUAUCAACACUUUCAUAUAAGCACACUAAAUAGAUUUACUAGAAGAGAUAUUUUGACUUUGUAAUUUUAAGCAAAAACACUCGUUGAUUUACAAUUACAAAACUUCCUGAUCAGGGUGCUAUAAAUCAGAUUUGAAUUGUUCAUCACAUUUGCGUGAACCCGAAACAUUUUUCUUUGCUUGCAUAUUCCAGCGAGAGGAAGGAGGAAGUGGUCAUUCUAAGACUCAGUCUUGUUCGCAUGUAUCAUUUCCUCAUGUCUCAAAGCACUCCCGUAUCUAGACUUUACCUUACCCUAAAGCUGUAUUUUUGUGCUUUCGCUUUUAUUUUUAAGUGAAGUUUAAGUGCAAAGGUGCCCAUGAGCCCCAAAGGGGUUGAAACGUUGGCAAAGAAGAUUAUACAUAAACGACAGCAGGCUUCUCUGGCGUGAGUUACAGUCAUUCAUGAGGACGUCUGUGACUGAUUCCUUGGUAUCUGUCACUCCCUCACUAGACGGUUUUGGAGGCCUCUUCCCUUCCGCAGGCUUCACACAGGUUUUGCCUUUGCUGGGACGCUGUUACUCCCCUCCUCUUCCUUUAGGCCUCUGCUCAAACGUCAUCCCUUCAGCAGAGGAAAGCUGGCAGAGAGGCAGGACCUCACACCACCAAGAAAGAAGCACCUGGAGCACAGAGUGUCCUUUGGACCCAGGGUUCCUGCACUGAGAAGUUCCUUGACCACGGGAAGAUUGGUGACAAGGACCUCCCUUCUGAGCCAACAGAGAGAGAAAGCCUU